AUGGCUGAGGAAUUUUCCUCCUUAUUAGAACCACUACAGGAUUGUGAACCUGAAAGAAUAGGAGACUGCAUUUGGAAAUAUAUCUGCAUAAUUAUCACCUUACCAGUUACAGUCUGGUUCAUGUUAACUUUCCGCAUUCAUAUGCCUAAAUGCCAUCUCCAACAGCUUUACCUGCCUGCCCUAGACCUCUCUGAUACUUCCAACGCCACGGCGGCUGCCGGCGUCAUCAACCCAACCCUCUUCUUCGACCUGGAACUCGAAAACACGAUGAACGACCACAGCGUCCGUUACAGUGAUAUUAAUCUGACUUUCUAUUAUGGCCCUGAUAGAAACUUCACCAUAGCAAAUUACAGGGUUCCUGGAUUCUACCAGGGAAAGGAAAAGAAGGCGUACCGCAGAGACGUGGUGGAAAGUCACGAUCUGCCUUGGGACGACGCCAUCGGGAAGGUGUUGAAUGGCUCCAGGGCGGUUUUCAGGGUGGAUUUGGUAGCAAAGCCCACGUUCAGGUACUGGUUUUGGUAUUCCAAACGGAGGUGGCUAAGGGUUGGGGCCAAGGUGGAGGUCGACGCCACUGGUAAGAAAGUCAAGAAAGAACCGAUCCCUCUCAAGUCCGCCGCCGCACACGGGCGGCGCUGUGGUUCAGGGAGGAUGUGCGUUCUGCAGGUUCUCUUAGGUUUCGUGCUUUCUCUGGUGCUGCUGUAUUAA
This is a messenger RNA of Sesamum indicum (sesame), 705 nucleotides long. RefSeq names its product protein NDR1-like. Gene Ontology annotation, cellular component: plasma membrane; plasmodesma. NCBI's taxonomy places the organism in Eukaryota, Viridiplantae, Streptophyta, Magnoliopsida, Lamiales, Pedaliaceae. The record is from RefSeq and is a predicted model, not a curated record. Gene Ontology annotation, biological process: defense response to other organism.